AUGCCGCGCCACUUACGUCUAGGACCACAUGUGGCGCGCCUCACAUGCAACUCUGAGGAUACCGGCAUAAACGGGACGCAGGGGUCCAUCUUGACGUCGCUCGGGCGUGAUGGCUUUGGGAACCUUUUACGUGGAUGGGCAGCUACUACCCGCCCCAUCCUUCGCAGCAUCCCCUGUGCUACGCAGAAAAGUCCCUCUCUGCCUUCCACCGAGGUCCUCAAUGCAUCUUCCAAGCAAAAGCAGAGUCACCUCAGCUCUCUGCAGAACCAGGUAGCCGCGUUGACACUGCCUUGCCCCGAGUACCUCGUAGAGCACCGUCUACAGCUGCUGACAUACGACGUCUAUGCAUGCUGUUUCUGCGACCAAGUGCUGGACCGCCCCAUUGCACAUCCCAAUGCAUCUUCUUACCGCGUCACUGCCCUCGUCCGAUCGGAGAAUACAGAGAGGCGACGGCAGUUCUGCGUACAUCCUACCGUGCGCACUUUGGACAACAUCGAGCUCACUGAAGACGCGGCGAGUGCAUCGAACGUCGUGUUCGGCGCAGCGAACGUCGUCCGUGUAACUUCUGCUGAGGUGGUCCUUUGAAGUUCGGAGGGAAGUUCGACGCGCGCAGCGCACAAGCCAGCAUCUACGACGACGUGAACCCCGCUCGGAUUGAAACCCUCCCUCAUCAACAUCGCCGUCGUCGACGCAGGCAUGAUCGGCUGCGUCUGCACCUACAUCGACCUCCCCCUCCUCGUACGGCUUCGCCAGCCAUUAGCUCAACCGGGCGGGCGCGACCAAGUACAGGUCGCUUCAGGUGCCGCAGCUCGCGCGCGGCCAUCUUGAUGUCGUUGACCAUGCGAUUGGGGAGGCGAUGGUCAAGCUUGAGGCGCUCGGCAGGCGCUGAGCCGCCG
Schizophyllum commune H4-8 is the source of this 896-nucleotide messenger RNA. RefSeq lists its product as uncharacterized. The coding region runs from base 1 to 585 and encodes 194 amino acids. Lineage: Eukaryota; Fungi; Basidiomycota; Agaricomycetes; Agaricales; Schizophyllaceae. The record is from RefSeq and is a predicted model, not a curated record. The transcript has 3 exons.